Protopolystoma xenopodis is the source of this 1083-nucleotide messenger RNA. The record is from the annotation of a GenBank genome assembly. NCBI's taxonomy places the organism in Eukaryota, Metazoa, Platyhelminthes, Monogenea, Polystomatidea, Polystomatidae.
CGUCUAAAAUUUAGGUCUGAUGACAGGGAUAAUUCUCUACCAGGCCGCCAUGCCCAUUUGCGACUAUCUGUUGUUCAGAGUCUAUUUGGUCCUGUCGUCCAAGCUCUCUCAACCUGCUCUCGUCUCGAGCUAAAAACUUCUGCAGCCCCCAAGGCAAAAAACUAUAUUGAAAAGGUAGCUGCGCCAUCUGCUUCCACGAUAGCGUCAACUCUUGCAUCUUCUGUAUCUAGUCCCGAGUGCAGUCGGCAUUGUAGCCAGCUUGCUCGGGCGCAGCUGACAGUCCGAGUGAGUCAUUGUCUUCUGAGGACUCUUUACGAGUUUCUUCACCCUAGCGAGGACACUAACUCUUUUGAUGCUGAGGCACCUGAGACAAGUUGGCCUUUACUCUCUCGAGAGGCACUCCAGCUUGUUGAUUCUCUCCUUCAGCCACCACCGCAAACAACCACUGUAUCAAAUUCCUCAUCCUCAUCACUCUCACAUUUAGAGGAAAUGGCAAGCUACUUGAUUUUGCUCGCCAGAGCUCAAUGUACAAACAAUUUGAUUGCUCAACUCAUGGUAGCCUCUUUCUCUCCUGAUAUAUUGUUUACUUCCGGACCAACGAGUGACUCUGAAUGCAUCUUGUCAGCUUGUCUCUCAGUUGAAGCUCUUGAUGCCGGUUUUACCUUCGGUAGACUACUAGCGAUGGCUAAAUCUCACUUGCUCGAGACGGAUAAUGCCUCUCAGGAGAACACAGCUGGCAUAUAUGAUACCAAGAUGGAUUCUCAGCCAGCCUCUGAUGCCCCCAACGCGAGCUGCUUGGCUAAACGUCUGCACCACAUUUCCUUAGAGUGUACUGUUGCUUGGGAAUCAACCAUCGAGCACCCGGUGACCCUCGGUCAAUUUCCAUUAAUUCCAGCUCUUAUAGCUCUUGCCAUCACCGGUUCCUGCACAGACAAUCCUUGCUGUUCACCCUCCGUGCAAACGGAUUCAAUCCAAGCCUCUAUCUCUUCUAAUGAACUUGGACUCUGUCUGGCUACGCGAAUAUCGGCUCUUCGGCUGAUAGGCGUCGGCAUUCACAUGGAUGGCUUCAAUGAAACAAAGUGA